Messenger RNA from Stereum hirsutum FP-91666 SS1, 1014 nucleotides. Its product is annotated as Mg-dependent DNase. Gene Ontology annotation, cellular component: cytosol. Gene Ontology annotation, molecular function: 3'-5'-DNA exonuclease activity. The record is from RefSeq and is a predicted model, not a curated record. The transcript has 8 exons. NCBI's taxonomy places the organism in Eukaryota, Fungi, Basidiomycota, Agaricomycetes, Russulales, Stereaceae. The coding region runs from base 1 to 1014 and encodes 337 amino acids.
AUGCCUGUGACAGUCGUUGCCAGUAAGCCGACCUCUACGGAAGAACUCAAUCCUAGAGAUUACAAGUUCAUAGUGAAUCUUGGAGACCAUGUUUUCCGCGGUGUCCAUCAUGGAAAGCAGAAGCAUGAAGACGAUUUUGAGGCCAUGCUCGAACGCUCACGAGCCGCUGGGGUCAAGUCCAUGAUCAUCACAUGCGGCAGUUUACGAGAAUCCAAAGAGGUUUUGGAUUUGGCAAAGAAGCAUGAGAUGUACGCCACCAUGGGAUGUCAUCCCACUCGUUCUACGGACUUUGACAAGUACCACGGCGGACCAGAGGCUUACCUUCAAGCAUUAGACUCUCUCGUCGCCGAAAACCUAACUGGCAAGGGGCGUGUGGUCGCCAUCGGUGAAUGUGGACUUGAUUACGAUAGGACACAUUUUGCAUCUCCAGACGUACAGAAGAAGUACUUCAGAGUACAGCUAGGCCUGGCAAAGAAGUACAGCCUACCUCUGUUUCUCCACUCACGAAGCGCGCAUGCCGACUUCGUCCAGAUCCUGCGAGAGGAAGGCUUUGGUGAGGACGGUGGUCGUGCCAUUGGCGCAAAAGGUGGAGUUGUGCAUAGCUUUACAGGAUCCGUUGAAGAAUGCCAAGAAUACAUGAGUAUGGGAUUCCACGUUAGUGUCAACGGCUGUUCCCUGAAAACAGAAGAUAAUCUCACUGCUGCAAAAGCAAUACUUCCAGAGAGGUUACUUCUCGAAACUGACGCUCCAUGGUGUUCGAUGACCUCGACGCACGCGUCCAAGCGCCAUCUAGAUACUCUCCCCCCAUCCCUUCGUUCAGUAUACUUCCCACCUGCUACUAAGCCCGAGGCCUUCGUGCGUGGAAAACCGGUGAAAGGCAGAAACGAACCAUCAGCAAUCGGUGGUGUUGCUUGGGUCAUCCACCAACUUCACCCAGAGAUACCAUACGAGAAGAUUGUUAAUAAGGCAUGGAAGAACACGGUAGAGCUUUUUGAAUUGCAGGAGCUCGCCUAA